Pseudocercospora fijiensis CIRAD86 is the source of this 2166-nucleotide messenger RNA. RefSeq lists its product as uncharacterized. The transcript is spliced from 6 exons. The record is from RefSeq and is a predicted model, not a curated record. NCBI's taxonomy places the organism in Eukaryota, Fungi, Ascomycota, Dothideomycetes, Mycosphaerellales, Mycosphaerellaceae. Gene Ontology annotation, molecular function: zinc ion binding. The coding region runs from base 1 to 1527 and encodes 508 amino acids.
AUGCAGGAAUGGCUGCAAAUGCGAACUUCCGAUCUCAGUUGUUGCGCGCCUGGUAUACGAGCUCAAACAGUGAUCGCGAAAGAUGCAUCGCAAGGAGUCGCCAGUGACAAGACAAGCAAGAUGUGUCGGGUGAAGGUGAAGGCGCGGCCGCGCGGUUGUGCCAGCGCGCUCCCUAGCUUGCGGAUCGUACCGCAGCUACCUAUUCUACCCCCGCCCUUGCCCCUGCCCGCGAGUUUCUGUCACCAACACAAGAUACAUACAUGCACUCUCACUCAUUCGCGAACACUCAUUCCGCACCUUGUAUCCAUCGACGCAAUGACUGAAAAUGGAACAUUCAUCCUGGAUGCUCAAAAUGGACGGCUUGGACUCCAAACAAGGUUUGAGACUUUGAGGACAUGUCCUCAGUCUUAUUUUCGUCAGUAUAUAUGUUACGAUUCUGCUCUCCUCUCUUCUCUGCCCAUAUCCAAAUCUCAAGUCACUACUCGUCCUCUCUCAUCAAUCAGACAGGCCUGCCGAAUCACUCGCAUCAACAUUCAAGACAAGCAGUACAACCAGGCUUCUCUCGGUAAGCUUCCCCCGAAAAUGCCUACCGAAUCGUGUCCUCUGCCCUCCCGCAAAGAGUUCCUUGCCAGUCUUGGCGACAGCGUCUCGCGGGAGUCCAUCACUUGCGGUAUCUGCCUCCAGGAGACGAGAACUGCUCACAAUGCGCCCCGAAACUGUCCACGUCACGGUAAAAAGCCAGAGCGCACCGUAGUCGUCCACGACAACCACAAGUUCGGCAAGCGAUGUAUAACCGCAUGGCUGAAAAAGAACAAUUCCUGCCCUCUCUGCCGCAAACAACUCUUCAUCAAGCCCAAACCGCGAUCAACAGUCAACGUAGACGAAUCCGGGGCUGGACACGCGUCACUCGAUGACCCACCGGACCUAAUCGUGACCGUCAGAGAAGGUCAGAGAACUCAUCGCGUCCCUCUCCUUCGCACGAACGAGGAAGGAACAGUAGAAUGGGAUCCAGAUCCCGAAAUCGCAGCGAUCCAAGCAGAAAUUGUAGCUGCGGAACGGAUUCAGAACCGAAUACACCGAUACUUGGACGAACUGGAUCGAUUGGAAUUCGAAGACCAUGGCAUAGCGUGGGAAAUCAACGAGGUCGGGUGGCGGCAGGUCGGGCUCUGGAGAUUAUUGCAACCGUACCUGUCCUUGAUCAGAAUUACCGCGGCGCUGAGGUGGAGCGGGUGCAGGGGUGGACUUACAUUCGACGAUCAUCACAAUGAGGUCGAUCCGCACGAGGCUGGAUAUCAGAGACUGGUCAAAGGUCGGGCUAGCGAACGUGGAUAUCAGGAAUCCAGCAAGUUUCACAAUCGACAUGUCAUGUUGUCUGAUAUGACAAGCCUUCCUUGGGCAACAAAUAUGUACACAAUUCCAUCACUAUGUUUGCGACAACGCUAUCAGUCCCUUGCCUCCCACCCCAUGUGCUCCAGCACUAUCCCAGUUGCUGGCUUAUGUAGCCGCCCACACCUUUCGCGCCUUUGAAAUCAAUUAUUUUAGCAGCCCGAGCUAUGCAUUCGGUAAAUGUCUGAUGGUCUGCUUAUGCCAUCUGUAUCCUCGCAGGCCCUGCUCGAGAGCCAAUCCUUUACCAGGUCUCCGCAAUGUAUUGGCCUGCCUCCUUUUUGCCUUCCCAGAAUUGCUUGGCGGUCUCGUAAUCGAGAUUGCCUUUGUCCAUAGCGACAUCAAUCAAUGCGUUCUCCACGCCUUCACCCAUGCCUUUACUAGAGCCACAAACGAAGAUGCGGCCGUCGAGAGCAUUGACGACGUACCAAACGAUGUCAGCCUGGUGCCGGACCUCAUCCUGGACAUACUUGGCGACCUUGUCCUUUUUCUUUGGAUCGGCGACCACAGGUGUCUCGCCAUCGGUGUGUACCUCUCCAACAACACCGCUGUCAUCUUCCGAAACAGGCGGCAAUGUCCUGGCGCGUGAUUGCACAACCUUCUUGAUAUCCUUCUCGUGAUCACCUAGCUCACCACGAUAGAUCUCGUCGAGCAUGCUGUCGCGAAUACCUUGGAUGAGCCAGAUCUUGUUGGCGCAGUUGGCGUUCUUGAGUCGAUUCAGGAUGAAGCCACGGAAUGGCGCCAUGCCAACACCAGCACCGAUGAGGACCAUGGGACCAUCAC